Molecule: messenger RNA, 1678 nt
Organism: Aspergillus saccharolyticus JOP 1030-1
Lineage: Eukaryota; Fungi; Ascomycota; Eurotiomycetes; Eurotiales; Aspergillaceae
Product: tellurite-resistance/dicarboxylate transporter family protein
Exons: 1
Coding region: 138-1394 (418 amino acids)
Biological process (GO): malate transmembrane transport
Cellular component (GO): membrane
Molecular function (GO): malate transmembrane transporter activity
Source: RefSeq, a predicted model, not a curated record
CUUGUUCCAGAUUCCUCUUUCCAUCCCAGCAUCUAUUGUCGGUGUCCCUCAACCAUUACCAGUGGUAGUCAUCAUUCGCUGCCUAGACUUUCUUUCACUUUUCAAAGCCUUUCGGCGGUUCUUCCAUAUUCACAAAAAUGCCUGACCACAGCACUGGAUCAAGCCCAUACAUCUCAGACGUGGAGACCUUGAACCACACGAGCGAGAAGACUGUCAACCCUGAGACCAAAGUCUCUCAGCCUCAUGGAUCUCCUAUCAUCAGCAACAAUGAACAUCAGGAAUUUGCUAAACUGGGCAUCCGCCAGCGGCUUAAGCAUUUCACCUGGGCCUGGUAUACUUUGACCAUGAGCGCAGGUGGAAUAGCACUUCUUCUUCACAACCAGCCGUAUCAGUUCAAGGGGCUGAGGGCGAUCGGCCUCGUGGUCUAUAUAGCCAAUCUCGUCUUCUUCACUAUUCUCGGCUCUCUCAUGGCUACCAGGUUCAUUCUAUACAACAACCUGAUGGACUCUCUACGUCAUGACCGGGAGGGUUUCUUCUUUCCGACCUUCUGGCUCUCCAUCGCCACUAUGAUCAGUGGCCUAGCCGCGUAUUUCUCUAACGAAACCACGCACCGGCUCAAUCACGCCCUUGAAGGCCUCUUCUGGGCGUAUUGCAUCUUCACCUUUGCCUCUGCAGUGAUUCAGUAUUCUUUUGUGUUCUCUUACCACACGUUUCCCUUGCCCACCAUGAUGCCAUCAUGGAUCUUGCCAGCAUUCCCUAUCAUGCUCAGUGGGACUAUUGCCUCUGCCGCCUCAAGCUAUCAACCUGCCGUGUCCGCUACGCCUAUGAUUACUGCCGGUGUCACAUUCCAGGGACUCGGAUUCUGCAUUAGUUUCAUGAUGUACGCCCACUACAUUGGACGUCUGAUGGAGGCGGGCGUUCCUUCAAGCGAACACCGACCGGGUAUGUUCAUCUGCGUUGGUCCGCCUGCUUUUACUCUUCUGGCUCUUGUUGGCAUGGCCAACGGGCUACCGGAGGGCUUCAGUAUUUUGGGCGACAGUGGCAUGGAUGAUCGUCAUACCAUGCGGGUGCUUGCCGUCUGCGUAGGAAUGUUUCUCUGGGCCCUCAGUGUUUGGUUCUUCUGCGUUGCUUUGGGUGCUGUCAUCCGCGCACCUCCCCACGAUUUCCACCUGAAUUGGUACGCUAUGGUCUUCCCUAACACCGGACUCACGCUUGCCACUAUCACCCUGGCAAAAUCUCUCGAUAGCACCGUGCUGAAAUGGGUGGGCGUGGGUAUGUCUCUCUGCGUUAUUUGCAUGUUCAUCUUCGUCUUCUUGAGUACGAUUCGGGCUGUCCUGAAGAAGAGCAUCAUGUGGCCCGGUCGGGACGAGGAUGUGUCCGAGCUGUUCGAAUGAAAACCUCUCUCCUCACCGAUGAUGUUUCGGCCUCUUUAUUGUCGGUUGUGUCCUUUGAAGCGAGUAUAUGCAUAUGCAUUGUUGAGCGCCUGUGAUUUAUGCUGUUUUUUCAUGCUUUCGACGUUCAUUUCUUUCUCCAAAUCUAGCAUCCUGUCUAUAGUCACGAUUAUCCAAUCAGUAUAUAGCAAUAUUGCAAUCUUCAUGCAUCUUCUACCAAGACUUGGCAGCUGGGAAUACUCGACCCCUAUCUUGAUAUUUUUGAACCGAGUUUGGACAGAGACAUU